This is a messenger RNA of Rhipicephalus microplus (southern cattle tick), 1267 nucleotides long. RefSeq names its product aspartate dehydrogenase domain-containing protein. Lineage: Eukaryota; Metazoa; Arthropoda; Arachnida; Ixodida; Ixodidae. Gene Ontology annotation, molecular function: NADP binding; L-aspartate dehydrogenase [NAD(P)+] activity. The record is from RefSeq and is a predicted model, not a curated record. Gene Ontology annotation, biological process: NAD+ biosynthetic process.
GCUGUAUACUAAGGGAUGUGUACACAGGCGCAGUAAAAGUUGCACCGGAUGGCAGAGGAUGGGAGGCGCGUAUAGUCUUCAAGGAUAACUGACUCGAGCCGACUGCGAUACUUGUGAAGUGUUUGGACUGCCACCCAUCUCGUCUCCGGUAAAAAUAAUUUCUGUGGAGCAUAUACAUUCUUUACCAGCCCACGCCGAGAAAACGGCGGGACAUGCACGCGUGAUUAGAGCGGGUCACGACGACGAGGCGCCGCCGUCGCAGUCGACCGUUGGCGGCGAUACCAUGCGUCGGCGCGUGGGCAUCGUGGGCUUCGGCCAGCUGGGCCAGUUCCUGGCGGCCGAAGUGCAGCGGCGACCGGAGUCCCUCGAGCUCGCCUUCGUCUGGAGCCGGGGCCGAGUGGUGCAGGGGCUGCCCCCGCACCUGGUGCUCGAGGACCUGGCGUUGGCCGCCACCCGGCAUCCGGACCUCGUGGUAGAGGUGGCUCACCCGUCGCUGGUCCGCACUCAUGGCGAGCAGCUGCUGCGCCACUGCGACCUCCUGGUGGGUUCGCCCACGGCGUUCGCCGAGCCCGACGUCGAGGCCCGGCUGCGCGCCGCGGCCAGUCGCCACGCGCUGUUCGUGCCGUGCGGCGCGCUCUGGGGUCUGCACGACAUCCGGGCGCUGGCGGACCGCGGGCAGCUGGCCGAGCUGACGGUCACCAUGACCAAGCACCCGUCGGCGCUGAGGCUGGCCGACGCCGAGAUGCGCGUCCGCUGCGACCGAGCGGCGCUGGGAACUCAGGCUGUCACUCUGUAUGACGGACCCGUGCGAGGCCUGUGUCCGAUGGCGCCCAACAACGUGAACAGCAUGGCGGCCGCUGCGAUGGCGGCGCACACGCUGGGCUUCGACGGCGUCCGUGGUCGGCUGGUGGCCGACCCGGGCCUGGCCGACUUCCACAGCCUCGAGCUGGACGUGGUGGGGCCCAGCGAAACCGACGGCAGGGCCUUCCGGGUCCGCACGCUGCGCAUGAACCCCUCCGAUCGGGGCGCCGUCACCGCGAGCGCCACCUACGGGGCAUUCCUCGGAAGCAUGCUAGAGGCCGCCAAUGGUCGGGCACCGGGAGUUCACUUCUGCUGAAGCAGUAGGCGUCCAAUGAAAACAAGCAACAACAAAAAUCUGUUCCAACUUUGGCAGCGCUUGUAUUGAUUGUUCCUUUGGCUUACUAAUACAUCGUUUUGUGUAUGUUUAUAUAAACGAACCCAUGGAUGACAUGCGCCUGAUCGCGUA